Messenger RNA from Ceratotherium simum simum (southern white rhinoceros), 6346 nucleotides. The record is from RefSeq and is a predicted model, not a curated record. Lineage: Eukaryota; Metazoa; Chordata; Mammalia; Perissodactyla; Rhinocerotidae.
UCCCGGAAGGGUUAUUCUCUCGUUCCAUUCUUAUUUUGGGGGGAGCCAGCGAGACAGCUCCUUUUGGGGCGCGCUGGUAAGGUGGGAGGGGGUGGGGGCUGGACGAUUUGAUUCUCUCGCGUGUGUGUAGAGCGGCCGCCGCCGCCGCGGCGGAGACGACAACAACUUGCUCGAUUUCAGGUUGGGUUAACGGCAUGGAGAACAGUCACCCCCCCCACCACCACCACCAGCAGCCCCCGCCGCAGCCCGGCCCUUCGGGCGAGAGGAGGAACCACCAUUGGAGAAGUUACAAGUUGAUGAUUGACCCGGCUCUGAAGAAGGGGCAUCAUAAACUGUACCGCUACGAUGGGCAGCAUUUCAGCCUGGCGAUGUCCAGCAACCGCCCGGUGGACAUCGUCGAAGAUCCCCGGGUCGUCGGGAUCUGGACCAAAAACAAGGAGCUGGAGCUGUCGGUGCCCAAAUUCAAGAUCGAUGAGUUCUAUGUGGGCCCGGUGCCUCCGAAGCAGGUGACAUUUGCCAAGCUGAAUGAUAACAUCCGCGAAAACUUCCUGAGGGACAUGUGCAAGAAGUAUGGGGAGGUGGAGGAGGUGGAGAUUUUGUACAACCCCAAGACCAAGAAGCACUUGGGCAUUGCCAAGGUGGUCUUUGCCACGGUCAGGGGAGCCAAGGAGGCGGUUCAGCACCUGCACAGCACUUCUGUCAUGGGCAAUAUCAUCCACGUGGAGCUGGACACCAAAGGGGAAACCCGCAUGCGGUUCUACGAACUGCUGGUCACGGGCCGAUACACACCCCAGACCCUCCCGGUGGGCGAGCUGGACGCUGUCUCUCCCAUCGUGAAUGAGACCUUGCAGCUGUCAGAUGCCCUGAAGCGCCUCAAGGAUGGUGGCCUGUCCGCAGGCUGUGGCUCUGGCUCAUCCUCUGUGACCCCCAAUAGUGGUGGGACACCCUUCUCCCAGGACACUGCUUACUCCAGCUGCCGCCUGGACACGCCCAACUCCUAUGGACAGGGCACACCGCUCACACCGCGCCUGGGUACCCCAUUCUCGCAGGACUCCAGCUACUCUAGCCGCCAGCCCACACCCUCCUACCUCUUCAGCCAGGACCCCACAGCGACCUUCAAGGCCCGGCGCCAUGAGAGCAAGUUCACGGAUGCUUACAACCGCCGCCAUGAGCAUCAUUAUGUCCACAACUCUUCUGCAGUCACCACAGUGGCAGGGGCCACAGCUGCCUUCAGGGGCUCUGUGGACCUCCCAUUCGGGACAGUCAGCAGCAGCGGGGGCAGCAGUGGCCCUCCAUUCAAGGCCCAACCACAGGAUUCAGUCACCUUUGCCCACACUCCACCGCCUGCCCAAGCAAGCUCUGCUCCCGGAGUCCCGUUCAAGUCGGCUUUCUCUCCGUAUCAGACCCCCAUGCCCCCUUUCCCCCCACCACCCGAGGAGCCCACUGCCACAACCACCUUCGGGGCCCGUGACGGCGGGGAGUUCCGGAGAGCACCUGCGCCCCCGCCCCUGCCGCCCGCUGAGCCCCUGACCAAGGAGAAGCCAGGCACACCGCCCGGCCCACCGCCCCCUGAUGCCAACAGCAUGGAGCUGGGCGGCCGGCCGACCUUCGGCUGGAGCCCUGAGCCCUGCGACAGUCCUGGCACGCCUACGCUGGAGUCGUCACCUGCAGGGCCGGAGAAGCCCCACGACAGCCUGGACUCCCGCAUCGAGAUGCUGCUGAAGGAGCAGCGCACUAAGCUGCCCUUCCUUCGGGAGCAGGACUCGGACACGGAGCUGCAGAUGGAGGGCAGCCCGAUCUCGUCCUCCUCCUCCCAGCUCUCCCCGCUGGCCCCCUUUGGCACUAACUCCCAGCUGGGCUUUCGAGGCCCCACACCACCCUCCUCACGCCCCUCCAGCACCGGCCUGGAGGAUAUCAGCCCCACACCACUGCCCGACUCCGAUGAGGACGAUGAGCUUGACCUGGGCCUGGGACUCCGGCCCCCACCUGAGCCAGGCCCCCCAGACCCGACUGGUCUUCUGGGCCAGACAACCGAGCUGGCCUUGGACCUGGCUGGAGACAGGACCCCAACCUCAGAGAAGAUGGAUGAGGGCCAGCAGUCCUCGGGUGAGGACAUGGAGAUCUCAGAUGAUGAGAUGCCCUCGGCCCCCAUCACCAGCGCUGACUGCCCCAAGCCCAUGGUGGUGACCCCAGGGGCGGGGGCUGUGGCAGCCCCCUCUGUGCUGGCCCCGACCCUGCCGCUGCCCCCCCCCCCUGGCUUCCCGCCACUGCCUCCGCCCCCGCCGCCGCCCCCACCACAGCCUGGCUUCCCCAUGCCCCCACCUCUGCCCCCGCCACCGCCCCCACCACCCCCGGCCCACCCAGCCGUGACAGUGCCCCCACCACCCUUGCCAGCGCCACCACCUGGUGUCCCACCCCCGCCCAUCCUGCCGCCCCUGCCGCCUUUCCCGCCGGCGCUGUUUCCUGUGAUGCAGGUGGACAUGAGCCACGUGCUGGGUGGCCAGUGGGGCGGCAUGCCCAUGUCCUUCCAGAUGCAAACACAGAUGCUGAGCCGUCUGAUGACGGCCCAGGGCACCUGCCCCUACCCCCCCUUCAUGGCUGCCGCCGCCGCCGCCGCCUCGGCUGGGCUGCAGUUUGUCAACCUGCCGCCUUACCGGGGACCCUUCUCCCUGAGCAACACUGGCCCCGGCCGCGGGCAGCCCUGGCCACCCCUGCCCAAGUUUGACCCAUCAGUGCCGCCACCAGGCUACGUGCCACGCCAGGAGGACCCACACAAGGCCACUGUGGACGGCGUCCUGCUGGUGGUGCUCAAAGAGCUCAAGGCCAUCAUGAAGCGUGACCUGAACCGCAAGAUGGUGGAGGUGGUGGCCUUCCGGGCCUUCGAUGAGUGGUGGGAUAAGAAGGAGCGGAUGGCCAAGGCCUCUCUGACACCCGUGAAGUCCGGCGAGCACAAGGAUGAGGACAGGCCAAAGCCCAAGGACCGCAUCGCCUCGUGCCUGCUGGAGUCGUGGAGCAAGGGCGAGGGCUUGGGCUACGAGGGCCUGGGCCUGGGCAUCGGGCUGCGCGGGGCCAUCCGGCUGCCCUCCUUCAAGGUCAAGAGGAAGGAGCCCCCAGACACAGCCUCAUCUGGCGACCAGAAGCGGCUGCGGCCCUCCACCUCCGUGGAUGAGGAAGAUGAAGAGUCUGAGCGUGAGCGGGACCGGGACAUGGCAGACGCCCCCUGCGAGCUCGCCAAGCGAGACCCCAAGGGCGUGGGCGUGCGGCGGCGGCCGGCCCGACCACUGGAGCUGGACAGUGGCGGGGAGGAGGACGAGAAGGAGUCACUGUCAGUGUCCUCAUCUUCAUCGGCAUCCUCAUCAUCGGGAUCCUCGACCACCUCACCCUCAUCCUCCGCCUCUGACAAAGAGGAGCGGGAAAGCACCGAGGAGGAAGAGGACGGGGAGGAGGAGGAGGAGGAGGAGGAGGAAGGCCCCAGGAGCCAGAUCUCCUCCUCCUCGACCUCAUCCACGUCAGAUAAGGAUGAUGACGAUGAAGACAGCGAUGACCGGGAUGAGUCUGAGAACGAUGAAGACACAGCCCUGUCGGAGGCGAGUGAGAAGGAAGAAGGGGACUCGGACGGAGAGGAGACGGUGAGCAUCGCCACCUCCAAGGCUGGAGCCGGGUCCUCCAGCGAGAGUUCUGAGUCUUCUGAGUUUGAAUCAAGCUCUGAGUCCUCGUCCUCAUCCUUGGAAGAUGAAGAAGAGUUGGCAGCAGAGGAGGAGGAGGAAGAGGAAGAGGAGGAGGAGGGAGAGGAAGCUGCAGAGGAGAGCGUGGCUCCCGCUGCUCCCGACGAGGACUUUGAGGAGGACGUGACCACGGGGGCGCCCGCAAUGGAGUCCUUGGGCAUGGAGGAGGAGGUGGACAUCGAGGCUGAGGACGAAGCCCCCCAGGAGCAGACCCCCAUGCUAGAGGAGCCCUCCUUGCCUGUGGGUGUGGAGGAGCCUGUGAGCUGCAAGGAACCCCCUGAGGAGCCGGGCCUGAACCAGGAAGGGGCCAGGCUGCCAUCUCCAGAGCCCCCUGCUGGAGAGAGGGAGAGCCGGCCCCUGCCCUCCCCAGAGCCCGCUCCAGAGGAUGAGCUGGAAGCGGAGCCCGAGCCCCCUGCGCUGCUCUCCUUACCUCUGCAGCCGCCACUGCCGCCCCCUCGACCACCCCGGCCGCCCAGCCCACCACCGGAGCCCAAGACCCCGGACCCCUCACAUGCCCCUGUCCCCCUGGAGCCUCCCCUGGAGGACCAGCCCCCGCGUACCCCAGGCCUCUGUGGCAACCUGGCCAAGUCGCAGAGCACAGAGACGGUGCCGGCCACGCCGAGCGGGGAGCCCCCGCUGUCGGGGGGCAGCAGUGGCCUGUCACUGAGCUCCCCUCAGGUGCCAGGCAGCCCCUUCUCCUACCCAUCCCAGUCCCCCAGCCUGAGCAGCGGGGGCAUCCCAAGGACACCUGGCCGGGACUUCAGCUUCACGCCCACCUUCCCCGAGCCCGGCGGGCCCAUACUCCUGCCCGUCUGCCCCCUCCCAGCUGGCCGGCGCGAUGAGCGGUCUGGCCCCCUGGCCUCCCCGGUGCUCCUGGAGACGGGCCUGCCGCUCCCUCUGCCCUUGCCCCUGCCCCUGCCCCUGGCAUUGCCGGUCCCUGUCCUGCGGGCUCAGACUCGGGCCCCUGCCCAGCUGCCACCCUUGCUGCCCGCCCCGCUAGCCCCCUGCCCGCCCCCCAUCAAGAGGAAGCCGGGCCGGCCCCGGCGAUCCCCGCCGGCUGUGCUCUCCUUGGAUGGGCCCUUGGUCCGGCCACCAGGAGGGGCCGCCCUCGGCAGGGACCUUCUGCUCCUGCCAGGCCAGCCACAGACCCCUGUCUUCCCCAGCGCCCAUGACCCCCGGGCCGUGACCCUGGACUUCCGGAACGCGGGGAUCCCGGCCCCCCCACCUCCCCUGCCCCCCCAGCCUCCCCCACCGCCACCUCCACCACCCGUUGAACCCACCAAGCUGCCCUUUAAGGAGCUAGAGAACCAGUGGCCCUCCGAGGCCAUCCCUCUGGGUCCCCGCGGGCGCGACGAGGUCACCGAGGAGUUCAUGGACCUGGCCAAGAUGCGGGGACCCUGGCGCCGGCCGCCUAAGAAGCGGCACGAGGACCUGGUGGCCUCGGCCUCACCUGAGCUCUCGCCACCACAAGCCCUCUUCCGGCCCCGCUCGGAGUUUGAGGAGAUGACCAUCCUGUAUGACAUCUGGAACGGCGGCAUCGACGAGGAGGACAUCCGCUUCCUGUGUGUCACCUACGAGCGGCUGCUGCAGCAGGACAACGGCAUGGACUGGCUGAAUGACACGCUCUGGGUCUACCACCCACCCACCAGCCUCUCUUCAGCUAAGAAAAAGAAACGGGACGAUGGCAUCCGUGAGCACGUGACCGGCUGCGCCCGCAGCGAGGGCUUCUACACCAUCGACAAGAAGGACAAGCUCAGAUACCUCAACAGCAGCCGCGCCAGCACCGAGGAGCCCCCCGCCGACACCCAGGGCAUGAGCAUCCCGGCGCAGCCUCACGCCUCCACUCGGGCGGGCUCGGAGCGGCGUUCGGAGCAGCGCCGCCUGCUGUCCUCCUUCACUGGCAGCUGUGACAGUGACCUGCUCAAGUUCAACCAGCUCAAGUUCCGGAAGAAGAAGCUCAAAUUCUGCAAGAGCCACAUUCACGACUGGGGCCUGUUUGCCAUGGAGCCCAUCGCAGCUGACGAGAUGGUCAUCGAGUACGUGGGCCAGAACAUCCGCCAGGUGAUCGCGGACAUGCGGGAGAAACGUUAUGAGGACGAGGGCAUCGGCAGCAGCUACAUGUUCCGGGUGGACCACGACACCAUUAUCGACGCCACCAAGUGUGGCAACUUUGCGCGCUUCAUUAACCACAGCUGCAACCCCAACUGCUACGCCAAGGUGAUCACGGUGGAGUCCCAAAAGAAGAUCGUGAUCUACUCGAAGCAGCACAUCAGCGUCAACGAGGAGAUCACCUACGACUACAAGUUCCCCAUAGAGGACGUCAAGAUCCCCUGCCUGUGCGGCUCCGAGAACUGCCGGGGGACCCUCAACUAGGCCCGGCGCCCCGCAGAAGGAUGUCAGCGGCGCCCCGGGGCUCCCGAGCGUGGCCCCCACGGCCCCGGGGCCUGGCCCCACCUCCCACCCCCAUUUCAGGUGCUGUCCCUCUCCCCAGCGGCCGUGUCAGGGCCUGGCGCCCCCAACACUACCCCCAGGACCCCCGCAGCUCCAGCCCCUCAGGGGGAAAGGGCUUCUCUGUCUCUCAGCACGUGUCUCUCUCGUUUUUUAAAAAUGCUCCUUUCAGC